Molecule: messenger RNA, 6813 nt
Organism: Betta splendens (Siamese fighting fish)
Lineage: Eukaryota; Metazoa; Chordata; Actinopteri; Anabantiformes; Osphronemidae
Product: beta-2 adrenergic receptor-like
Exons: 3
Coding region: 1829-3271 (480 amino acids)
Biological process (GO): norepinephrine-epinephrine-mediated vasodilation involved in regulation of systemic arterial blood pressure; negative regulation of smooth muscle contraction; adenylate cyclase-activating adrenergic receptor signaling pathway
Cellular component (GO): membrane
Molecular function (GO): beta2-adrenergic receptor activity; norepinephrine binding
Source: RefSeq, a predicted model, not a curated record
AGCGAGUUUAUACGUGAGUGAGUGCGAGGAGAGAGUGAGCGUGUGCGUGUGUGCGCGUGCAGAAUCAGACGCGCAUGUCUCAGAGAAACUCAGAGAGUCUGCAGACAAGCACAUUAUAAUGAUUCUCUGUGUUGUGGAUUUAAAAGCUUCUGGAUUAUCAAAGUACUUGAUUUUAGAGCUCAUAACGGAGUCCGGAGGUAGGAAAAUACACCGUAUAUGAACAUGGUGCCUGCAUAGUGUGUUUGAAUUAAUGCAUGUGUGUUAUGACUGUAGCUAUUCUAAGGCUAUAUUGGCACAAAACCGUUGUUUUUUUCUGAAAAUGUACAGGAUUUUGUCCUUUAAUUAAUCCUUUAAAUAAAAUAAAUCCUAAUCCUUUAAAUAAAAUAUCAAUAACCUUUUUUAAAUAUGUUAUUGUAAUAAAAAAGUGGGAAGAAGUUUUAACUUCUUCAACAAAUUAAAACUCUUUUUAAGUUUUUUUUUUAUUUCCAAAGAAUUAAUUACUUUUACAUGAACUGCAGUUUGAAGGUUUAUCCUAAUAUAAUAGUAUAGUAUAUAACGGCUCAGAUGAAUCCAAACUUGCAUUAUUUUCUGAGAAAUGUUACUAACAUCUUUCUGCUUUUCACCAUCUCUCCCAAAGUGUCUUUGUCUCAGUUUUGUCUCCUGUUACUAGUUUAUUCUUUGAAUCGUGGCUCAGCGAAGCGUCUAUUCAUAGGUUUACACGUGCACGUCUCUGUGUUUAUGUUUGAGCAUGUACUAUUGUAUGUGUUUAAGGAAAACCGGCAGCAGCUUCCUCUGUCCAAAUAUUAGAGUUUUUACGUGUCAGUCCUUUUUUUUGUGUUUGCUUACUGGUCACACUGAAACGGCCGAGUGUCUUUGUUUGUGUGUACUGUUCAAACAGCUCGGACAAGGAGAAAAGCAGAACCUCUUGCACAAUAUUGACUGUAUAUUCGUGCAGACAGACGUCCAGAUUACUGAUUGAUGAGUGUGGCCAAGCCACCGUUAAGGUCCUUUACAGCGAAGGGGCACGUUCAGGCUUUUGGGGGAAAGCAGUGAGUGUAGUCUAGCCAUUCAUUUAUUUAUAUUAAAUCUACUUUCUAAGCAUAAAAAUUAUUGACUGUUUUUUAAAAUGAACCCACAGGUGAUUUUUCAGGUAUAAUGAGCUUCUCUAAGAAGGACUGACAGGACACUAAGACGCAUUAUUUGUGGUUGCCUUCAACACAGAGGCUUGUUGUGAGAUGACAGACACUGUGGUCAUGGUAAAAACCAUGGUGUUUUUUUAAGAGCUUCCCAAAUUCAGCCACAGAAGAGCUGGGUAAAUAGCACAGAAUCAAUGCGCCUCUUUACAGCUGGCAUCGAUUUGGGUGCGAGCACAAGACUCCGAGUGUGUGAGCACAGGAGGUGCAGUUGAGCUGAACAACCUCUGGAGGGAAAAACGCGCCGCUUCCUGGCGAAAGGCCGUCCAGACGUCGCCCGCUGCGUCCUGACGCGCUGCUGAGUUUGCAGGUUUAUGCCCUGAUUCCACAGGACGGACGCUCAGAGUCAGACAGGAAUCGCCAGGCGGCUCCUGCUGUAAAACGCUCCGUGGGUGUUUUUCCAACACACACAGACAUAUGUGCUGUUGCAUGACUUUAAAUUAAAGAAUACAACUUGUUCAUUGUUUAACCUAAACAGGAGCCACAGAUAUUUAGGAUUCCUGCUCUGGCUUCCACAUUCAUGCAUUUAUACAAUGCAGACGUCUCACACCAUAAAGUCUAAAAACUCCCACACCCACUGGUUGUGAUGUGUGUGUGUGUGUGUGUGUGUGUGUUUGACGCUGUGUGUGCUGUGAAUGCAGAUCAUGGCCUCGGUCGGCGCUGCGCUAACGCUGGCUAACCUGUCGCCGCCCGUCAACGCCUCGCCGGCCUCCCAUCCGCCGCCCAGCCCGUCGGAGUACAGCCCCGCGGAGCUGCUGCUGCUGGGCGUGGCCAUGGCCGCCCUGGUGCUGGUCGUCGUCCUCGGCAACGUGCUGGUCAUCGCCGCCAUCCUGCGCUUCCCGCGGCUGCAGACGGUCACCAACCUCUUCAUCGCCUCGCUGGCGGCGGCCGACCUCAUCAUGGGCGUGGUGGUGGUGCCCUUCGGCUCCAGCUACAUCCUGCUGGAGCGCUGGCACUUCGGGAGCUUCAUGUGCGAGUUGUGGACGGCCACGGACGUGCUGUGCGUGACGGCCAGCAUCGAGACGCUGUGCGUGAUCGCCCUGGACCGCUACCUGGCCAUCACGCUGCCGCUCCGCUACCCGGUGCUGCUCACCAGGACGCGGGCCUUUGUGGUGGUCCUCGGGGUCUGGGCCGUGGCUUCCCUCAUCUCCUUCCUGCCCAUCCAUCUGAAGCUGUGGGUGGCACGCCAUGAGGCGGCGCAGCGGUGCUUGGCCGACGCCACGUGCUGCGAGUUCAACACCAACCCGGAGUACGCGGUGUCGUCCUCCAUCGUGUCCUUCUACCUGCCGCUGGGGGUCAUGGUCUUCCUGUACUCGCGCGUUUUCCAGGAGGCCCAGAAGCAGCUGGAGAAGAUCCGCGGACAGGAGCGGCACCUCUGUAACUCGCACUACACCGGACAGCUGGCUUAUCCCGACGAAAGCCCCGCCGUGAAUAAGACGGAGGUGGGAGGAAAGGCGAAGGAGGAGGAGACGGAAAAGACAGGAGAGAACAGAGCGAGGCUGGAAAAAGCAGGGAAACACUCUGCAACAAAGCGCCUGAAGUUCUGUCUGAAGGAGCACAAGGCUGUGAAGACUCUGGGCAUCAUCAUGGGCACCUUCACACUUUGUUGGCUCCCUUUCUUCAUCCUCAACAUCAUCACCAGCUUCCUGGACUUAGGCGACGAUAAACUGCUCUUCAGGCUCCUCAACUGGCUCGGCUACUGCAACUCGGCCUUCAACCCGUUCAUCUACUGCCGCAGCCCCGACUUCCGGCACGCCUUCCAGGAGAUACUGUGUCUGAGGGGCAGCGGGCGCGGCAGGGAGAGGAGGGGGGCGUGGGGAUGGUGCCGGGACAGGGAGCGGUACUCCAAAGCGCCGGGCAGGACGAGCGGCGGCCCGGUUCUGAGCGCCGGCCCGGCUCUGAGCGGCGCCGUGGCGUGGACCUGCAGCGCGGACGUCCAGGACCCGCCGCACCCGGCUCCGCCCCCGGCCUCCUGCUGUGAGCAGGCGUUGGAGGUGGCUCCGGGUUCCCUGGCGCAGUGGGCGGCGAGCGGCGCCGCUAACGGGGGCCGUGAGGAGAGCCUGGCUUCUGUGGCGUGACGUCAGGACUGGAGGCGGCGCCGGGCCGAUGGCACCGAGGGGCAGCUGCCGCGCGAUGCAGCCGCUGCGCUGCACUGUGCGAACGUUUCACAACAUAUCACAGCUCAGCAAAGCGCAUCCGCAGGCGCGUCGGAGUUCAAAGUGUAGAACCGCAAAAGCGGUGAAAGUCACGCAAACAUUACUCGCUUCAUCGGACGAGUGCAACAGAGCGAGGUUCACGCUGUCAUGUCCAUGUUUACACGAACUGUGAUGUUAUGACUGACUGCACGGGAGUGAUGAUGCCGUACAGUUCUUACUCAUCCAUUCCAAGGUGUUUGUUCGUUCAAACCAGAGGCCAUUAAAUACUCGGUCCCUGUGACACCAUUACACCGACUUCUUCAGUGGCAGAAGAUACAGAAUGUAGCAAAAACAGGUGUAGCUGAAGCAGAUGUGAAAGUAGAAGCUGAAUAGGAUAAAACUCACUCGAGCUGCAACAGUGUGUGUGCGUGUGUGUGUGUGUGUGUGUGUAUGUGCGUGUAUGCACGCGUGUGUGUGUGCGUGUGUGUGCGUGUGUGUGUGUGUGUGUGCAUGCGUGUGUGCGUGUUUGUGUAUAUGUGUGUGCGUGUGUUCGUGUGUGUAUGUGCGUGCGUGCAUGCGUGUGUGCGUGCCUGCAUGCGUGUGUGUGUGUGUGUGUGUGUGUGUGUGUGUCCAUCUCGCCCCUGCUGUAGCAUCAGAUGGAGAGCUUGCUUCUCAGCUGCCACGUUGCUGCAGUCUGACUGCACUGACGUCUCAGGACCCGCUCGUUUAUUACUGUGGAGCCCACGUUGCAGCGCUGAGCACCUCCUGUGGAUCAACGACACCCUCAGACGUUGGAACGCUCAUUCUUCCUGCCCUGCGGCGGCUUCACAAUGGCCUCCUCACAUUAUGAGAACUGGUGUGUUUCUCAUUCCUGAUGAAGCUCUCAGCGGUGCAUAUUUGCAUGAAUGUGUGCUGAGCCUCCGACUUGUGGUCACGUUCUUUCUGCCUGUGAGCGCACACUUUGUGUCGUCUUUCUACGAUCGUUGUCGUCCACCCGCUGCAGCUCAGUGUGCGAUCACUGUGAUGCGUCACACGGAGAUCGUUCUCACGACGUGGGCUCUGCUUUUACAACGAGUGCUUUCCUGUUGCAUGACUCACAAACUAAAAGAGACCAUGACAGAUCUCACUAAGAUCAAACAUUGGGCUCUAAGUGGACAAACACUCCCCAGCUUUGCUUUUAUGUGUAUGUGUGUUCAAAGGAAUGAAUGAUGGCUGAUAGUGUACUGUAAAUAUUAUCUACAUUUCUGUGUGAUUAUUAUGAUUUGUGCCUUUUUAAGCUUGAAGAACCUUUGGAUAUUUGUAAUUUACUGUAUUGUGAAUGAAAGAUGAGGCGAGUUUAUGUUUUAAAUGCCUCCUGUCAGAUUUACAGACUGCCUGCUUUGUUUCACACGGUAAAUCUACGUGUUUAAAUGUAUCACGUGUGUUAAUACGCUUCAAGCAGCCCUGACACACACUCAAGGUUUGUGAUUGUAACGUUGUGCUCAUUAUGUAUGUGUGACCCGAGGCUCACGCUUUGUUGAAACUGAAAGACACUUGUAGCAUUUAAGGCGAAAAAAGGUUUCUAUUUUCUACCUCCAUCAGAGUCAUCUCUGUAAAUAUUUAUUCAUGGUGCUGGUGCAAAUGUGUGUGAGUAAAAGGCUGCAGCCGAAGCCGAAUCCUUUGCUUCUCUGGUCCUUUGAGACACAAAUGAGAUUCUGGUUUCAGCCUCCUUCUUUCUAUAUUGCAUGAAAUGCCUUGUUUUGGAAUUCACUGCACAAACAAGUGUGACAGGAACUGAACUAUUAAGAGAGGAGCUCGCAUUGGCGUCUGAGAUUUGCUUCCGUCCUGCAUCCUGUGACUCCACAUUCACAGGGCUUCAUUCCCCAGAACGCGCUGUCCAUGAGUCACGGUGUCUGUGGUGAAGUUGACUCCACCGUCGCUGAUUAUCUGCUCCAGAGCAGAGCAGGGUCUCAGAGGUGACGCUCGUCUUACCUUUUUAUUCUCAUAAUGACCGAAUAGAGGCUGAAUUUGCAUUCCAAUCUGGCCUCACAAACAUUACACCAACAAGCUUGAAGCAGCAAAGUUUUACUGCUGGUGAUCAUGGGAGACAAGCUGCCAGAAGGAGAAACGAAAACACAGUGAUGCGUUUAACAGAGCGAUCGCUGGGAAAACGAGCUUUAAGUGCUAUUUAAAGCCUGCUUUCCAACAACAACCUGGGGAAAUCGAGGUUUAUUUGACCAAACAACGAGGCUCAUUUAGGUUUUUUAUUGCUUUUUUUCCAGUUGAAUUUACUUCUGACUGUAGAUUUAUGUAUUUUUCAUGUUAUUUACCAAAGUCUCUUGUGGAAAACAAGCAUUUGUCUGACUGCAUUCAUUUCAAAUGGCUUAAAUGGUGCUAGCUCGGUUGUAACACUUAGCGGACAUGGUCAUUUGUCAAAGAUCCAGCUGUCUGAAAUCUGACAUCUAGUCCACAAAGAAGAAACAUUAUGCUGUUGUGGAAAUAGACGGAUCAUCAAAACGAUCCAAUUACGAAACCAGACAUAGUUUUUGCAUAACACAAAAGGCUCCAUGUCGACAAAUGAAAUGAUGGAGACAUGUGAUUCCUCACUGAGCCUCACCUUUAACCUUCACCCGGCCCAAAGGGACAGAGUGUUGUUGUGUUUAUGCACUCAUCCAAGUGAUUCAUGGAGACGGGACUUGUCUCUUCGCAUGAAGUGAAGUGUACGUGUGUGUAUCAGUGAGUUGGCAUAAUGCGUCUUCAUGGAGUUGUGUUGACACAUUUUAGCUCGACACCACACGCAAAGAGCUCGUAGGACUUCACCUCUCACAGGUUUGGACUUUUGCUGCCUAAGGUUGCGUGAAGGAGACGGCAUCAUGUCAAUGACGACGGAGAGUUGAGUGUGUGUGUGUGUGUGUGUGUGUGUGUGUGUGUGUGUGUGUGUGUGUGUGUGUGUGUGUGUGUGUUGUGACGCACAGCGACAGGUGCAGGGGGUCAGUAGCUACAGUAUCAGCUGCUGCAGAGGAAAUACAAUCAGACACACUGCCUUAGCAUGCACACACACACACACACACACACACACACACACACACACACACACACACACACACACACACACACACACACACACACAGACUGUGUUGUACGUACAUGAUACGUCUGUAUCUUGGAUUCAAAAAGCUGCAGUCAUUCAAUAAACACUGCACCAAAUCUUUCCAUUCCCUUCUUCUCACAUUAUGUUUACAUUUUGCCUCCACACACACACACACACACACACACACACACACACACACACACACACACACACACACACACACACACACACAUGCAUGCGUCUGUGAAGCGUGACCUGUUUCUAUAGAACCUGUUUCCACUCCAAGGUUGUUAAGGUCAUUGUGCUUAACAUGCAUGACUUCACGUUGUGUCACACUUUGCAUGUAUAUAUUUUUGUCCUGGACCCUGUUGCUGUUUACUCUGUUUACUGUAAGCAUUAAAAAAUGUGCAAUGCC